AUGGUACCAAAAGAUGAAUGUGUACGACGACGAGCUGAUCAAGUCAUACUAGACAUUACUUAUAAACUAUGUAAUAUUGCUGAUCCACAUAAAGAUGAUGAUCUCAUAUACGAUAAAGAUAAUAUCCAUCCUUCAACAGCAUUGAUUCAAUUACUUUUUAUUCAAUUACCCUAUGGCACUGAUAAUGACAAGUGUCUGUUUCAUCAUCUAUCAUAUGAAACAAAGAAACAUAUGCAUGAAAUCAUACUCGAGCAUAUCAAACAAUCAAAGGAGUUUGUUCACCAUGAAAUGGAAUUAAUUCAAUUAAUGAUAUCAAACCAAUAUGGUAUUAUUAGAUUGCAUAACUAUGAUGCACACAUUAGAGACAAAUAUUUGGAUGUCAUAUAUGAUACUUUGGAUACUAUAUUUCGUGUCUAUAAGGACCCCAAUAUAUCCAAAAGUAGUAUUAAAACUAUAUUCUUGGAUGCUCACAAUGAUGGUUAUUUCGUACCACAACUUAUUGAAUAUAUGAAUGUGUUUGAUACAGAAGAUUUUAACGACAUCAAAGUCAUAUCAGAAACAUUAAAAGAGGAUAAUGAACUUGUUCAACGCGAAUUAUUGAAAUUUAUUAAACAGUUCUGCAAUAUGCCUUACUAUCUUGAUAUGUUUGUCGAUAGUAUAGAGUUUCGAGAUAUCAUCAAAGAAACUUUUAAUCACAUCAUCAAUCAAGCUUCACCAUAUUCUCAUUUAUUAUCCUCUCUUGUCAAGGUCUGUGAUCAAGAUCGUCGUAAUAGGAAUCAAUUUGCAUCCCUAAUUUUGGAAAGAAUAUUUCCUACAGAACCUCUUUGGCAAGAAUGUAUUGUCAACCUCGUUUUAAAGUCGAUUCAAUCAAAUCAUAGGAAGGUCUUAGUUUCUGCUAUAUCCUUGGUACGCUCGUUCUCAGACUAUCACAUUCCUCAAUUUCCAAGCUUAAAAGCAUUAUCAAAAGCAACCAUUGCAUUAUUGGAUCGUUUUCAAAAUGACGAUGACAUUUUAUAUAGAGCCUCUGAAUUGUUUCAUCUUACUAUCGUUCAACUUGGAUUCAAAGAGAUCAAUCAAUUUAUUCAACGAAUAUUAUUUUCAAAACAAUAUAAACACCAUCAAAUCGAUAACUUUGUGGGAAGAUAUCUUGUUAAAUGGAUCGCCAGAUCUGAAAUGAACUUGUCAAUCUAUUUACCAAGAGCUAUGAAAAUAAUAAUAAUUGGUCAACCAAUCAAUAGUUGGGUAUCCACUCUUUCAUACUUGUUUAAACGCCCACAUAAAGCAACAACAAAUCAAUACAUUCAACAUUUAAUCACACCCUUGAUCCAACUACACUCCAGCCAAUCACCAUAUACCCACACAACAGAAAAAGCAAAGGCCUCAAAAUUAUUGAGCCUCCUAUACACAAGAACAGUGGAAUACAAAGGAAUACACCACCAAGAAUCUACUCUACUAUUUCAACAAAUACUCGAUUCAUUGGCUGAGGCAAUGCCCUAUGAUCUAUCUCAAGCAAAUCCAGAUGUACUAGAGCUUCUCAGAUACCAUUUGGCUGCAGCCACUAAAAUGGUCGAACAAAUAAUACUUGGAGAAGGAAACAUUACAACCGAUCAAAUAUUACAAAUCAUCGAUUUGAUAGUACAAGCACAACAUUAUACUAUUAGCACAUAUCGUCUAUUUCGCUGGAGCUGGGAUGAAUUGCCAGAGAUUGACAUUUUGGUAAAGACACUAGUUUCAAUGGACGGUCAAUUGAACACCAUUGAAAUGAUAUCAUUCUAUGUGAUUGGUAGGGUUAUCGAUUGGAUCAAUCAAAAUAUGGGAUCAACAAAAAGUGACUUGUCUUCAAAAGUCGAGUUGGUCAUUGAUUUCUAUGAUGAACUAAAUAUUUUUCCACUAAGCAUUACAAUGUCACCAACAGAGGAGAUAUCAUAUUCUGAAUGGAUUGAUCUAUUGAUAGUGGCACUUGAAAAGAACACGAGAUAUAGCCCAAGAGAUCUCACCAAGGAAUUAAAACAAAUAAAAAAAAAAUAA
Messenger RNA from Cavenderia fasciculata, 2028 nucleotides. RefSeq lists its product as uncharacterized. The record is from RefSeq and is a predicted model, not a curated record. The transcript has 6 exons. Lineage: Eukaryota; Evosea; Eumycetozoa; Acytosteliales; Cavenderiaceae. The coding region runs from base 1 to 2028 and encodes 675 amino acids.